CAAUCAACAGAAAAUAGUUAAUUAGUAACAUCGAUGAUUACGUGUUCACUUUUCUAAUUAAAAAGAAAAGUUAAUUUACUCUCAUUGAAUCCAUUCAUUAAUCAACUCAUGUGAAUUAAAUUACGAAAUCAACAUGUGCUUAAUUGUGGUUACAAUUUGUAGCAAUUUAGUGUUGACCAUGGGAUUAACAUUUGUUUCUCGUCGGGAUUACAAUCGUUAUCCAUUUGAUUACAACAAUGAUUACCAUCAACUAAUUAGACCUUAUCGAUCAAUUAAAUCUCAAAGUGAUGACGAUUGGAAUCUUAUUAAAGAUGAAAUUAGUAAUCAAUCAAAACAAUCAAUUAAACCAGUUUCUUUUUCUAAUUUUCUCAAAUCUCGAUCGCCAAAUCAACAAGACGAGAAAACAUUUAAAGGGAAAACAAAUAGUUCCAAGAAAGAUAAAUCUAAGAAAAGGAAAACCCAAAAUGAUGAUGAAGAAGAUGAUGAUGAUGGUGAGGAAAAUGAGGAAGAUGAUGGAGAAUUAGAUGAAGAUGAAGAUGAAGAUAAUACAAAUGGAGGUAAAGAUGAGGAAAUGUCCGCUUCUUCUGGUUUAGAUCUUGGUGUUUUGGGUCAAGUUGAUGAAAUGAUGGCGAUGGUUGAAAAGAAUACGAUCUUGCCUGAUGGAAUUCACUUUGAUGAUUCUAAAUUGUUGGAAGGCAAUUCCAAGGUUACAGUUAAAAGUGGAUCUCGAAAAAAGCCUCGUCGGCAGAAAGAACAAGUGAAAGUAAUUCGAAGGUCACCUCAUCGAUCGGUCAACAGGAAAUUGUUACGAGCACUGAAAAGAAAAACAAAACCCAAAGCGAAUAUAUUUGUUCCAGUUGCUCGUCGACCUCAUCACUUAGAUGGAAACGCUCACCGAUUAGUCCAAAAUCAACCGAUAAGCGAAUCUGAUGAUUCGGGAUUGGAUGAAAUUCCCGGUGAUGAUAAUGAUCAAGACGAUGAUUUCGGCCUUGCCUCAGUUGGUAAAAAAGUUUCACCAGCAAACCUCAUGUCCGAUUUGAGAGGAUCUUUAAUGCCAACAAUUGACCGGAAUAAAAAACGGCCAUCGAAAGGUCACUUAUCUCCGAGUCAUAUUGAUUCUCUUUAUAAUCAGCGUAUUCUAUCAGGAUCAUUAGCAAGGAAGAAGAAAAAAUCUCCACUGAAGAUGAAUGAUGAUCUAGAGAUUGACGAUGAAGAUUUGCAGAAAUUUGAGAAAUCAAUUUUCGACGACUCGAUCCUUUAUCCAGACGAUUAUAUCGUUGUACCACGAACAGAAAAAGGAAUGGCCAAUAAUCAAGAUACAAUUCCAUUCCAAUAUAAUGUUGAGAUUCGAAGUCGAAAAAAUCUCAAGGUAAAAGCCGAUCCUGAAUCAUUGUCUUCGUCUGAAAGGUACAAGAAACACGAACAAAAAGAGGAGGAACAUUGGCACGAAAAGAAAUGGACAAAAACUGGACGAUUCGAAUUGUCCCAAUUUUCCGAUCAAGGUUCAGUGGUUGCUGGUGAUGAUUCUGAAGAUAAUCAAGAUGAACAAAAUAAAGGAAGGAAACAGAAAAAGAUAAAAGCAAAGAGGAGGAAAAAAAAGAAAAUGAAAAAGGUGAAAAAAGAGGAAUCACAUUUCGAUGAUCUUUUACAUGAUGAGGAUGGAGGACAUUUCGAUAUACCAUCGAAAGGAUUCAGGAUUAACAAGCGAUUUGUUGAUUGGACUGAAAAUAAAAUCAAUUUGGAUUAA
This is a messenger RNA of Panonychus citri (citrus red mite), 1747 nucleotides long. RefSeq lists its product as uncharacterized. Lineage: Eukaryota; Metazoa; Arthropoda; Arachnida; Trombidiformes; Tetranychidae. The record is from RefSeq and is a predicted model, not a curated record. Bases 134 to 1747 code for a protein of 537 amino acids. The transcript has 3 exons.